This is a messenger RNA of Magnusiomyces paraingens, 375 nucleotides long. RefSeq lists its product as uncharacterized. The transcript is spliced from 3 exons. NCBI's taxonomy places the organism in Eukaryota, Fungi, Ascomycota, Dipodascomycetes, Dipodascales, Dipodascaceae. The coding region runs from base 1 to 375 and encodes 124 amino acids. Gene Ontology annotation, biological process: response to oxidative stress. The record is from RefSeq and is a predicted model, not a curated record.
AUGACUACUGCUGCUACUGCAUUUGCGGAAACAACCCGCAUUUCUAAAUCGUCUCCUGAGCUUAGAGCCAGAGUUCUUUCUCUUUAUAGAAAGUUUAUCAGAAACGCCCCUUUUAUUGCUGAGACUUACGAAUUAUCUUAUCCUGUGGCUCGCAUUCGCACAAAGUUUAGACAAGAAUUUGAGCGCAAUAGAUUUGUUUCUGAUUUAUCAGUUAAAAAUAUCCUAUAUGCUAAAGGUCAAAUGGAAUUUCAAGAAACUAUCAACUAUUGGAAGCAACAACCACAUAUUCUUAAUUUUUUCCUAGAGGAGGAAACUGUCAAGAGCAAGCCAAAGCCUUCAACUUUUGUUGAGAAAUUUCUUCAGAACUCGCUAUAA